This is a messenger RNA of Desarmillaria tabescens, 431 nucleotides long. RefSeq lists its product as uncharacterized. The coding region runs from base 25 to 261 and encodes 78 amino acids. Gene Ontology annotation, biological process: protein phosphorylation. The record is from RefSeq and is a predicted model, not a curated record. NCBI's taxonomy places the organism in Eukaryota, Fungi, Basidiomycota, Agaricomycetes, Agaricales, Physalacriaceae. The transcript has a single exon. Gene Ontology annotation, molecular function: protein kinase activity; ATP binding.
AUGAUAUAAGCAGUGGUAUGAAGUAUGUGUUCUUCACUUAGUCAUAGGAAAAGACUGAUCAGUUCCAGGAGGAAGAUUUACAACGCAUUCUGUCGUCUUCAUGAUGCAGGAAUAUCUCACAAUGACGUGGAACCCAGAAACAUCCUGUUGACACCAUCUGGAGAGGUCAAAGUUGUUGAUUUUCAUGUUGCUUCUGAACAUAAAUGUCCAGCAGAUGGAUGUGACUAUUACGAACGCAUAAGUCGAUACUUGAACUUUUGAGUUAGUGUAGAUCCCAAGUUCCAGUCUGUCACACUCGAGAUGAUGAUAGUUACACCAUGCUUAACCUGCAAGUAGUUACCCUCAGUUAGAACAAGAUUCCUUGUGUAGAUGUAGUAACAUAGAGGCCUUUGAACUUUAAAGUUAAAAAUUUCAUAGACAAUGAAGCUCGU